Messenger RNA from Pangasianodon hypophthalmus (striped catfish), 3505 nucleotides. RefSeq lists its product as uncharacterized. The record is from RefSeq and is a predicted model, not a curated record. Lineage: Eukaryota; Metazoa; Chordata; Actinopteri; Siluriformes; Pangasiidae. The transcript is spliced from 5 exons. The coding region runs from base 398 to 1336 and encodes 312 amino acids.
ACAACCCACUGACAACUCACUGACAGCUCACUGACAACCCACUGACAGCUCACUGACAGCUCACUGACAACCCACUGACAACCCACUGACAGCUCACUGACAACCCACUGACAACCCACUGACAACCCACUGACAGCUCACUGACAACUCACUGACAGCUCACUGACAACUCACUGACAACUUCAUAUUUAAAUUACAGAAAAGAAGGAAGACAAUCUCACAGGAAAAAUGACAAAACGCCAAACAGCGCUCGCGCUCUGCACGCCACAGUCGCUCCUCCACCGCGCAUGCGCAGAGAGAGAGAGAGAGAGAGAGAGAGAGAGAGAGCACACCCCCGCGCUAUAGUACCAGCGGAACAGACGCAGCUCACGAGCGCACAUCCGAACUGUAAAGGCGAAUGUUCCCCGAGCAGCGCGUGACGGAGUGGCGGAUGUUGGUGAGAAGAGCAGCGCGUGGAACUGAUUCUGUACUUUGGUCUGAAGUUGUUGUUGUGUCCUGUGCAGGUACUCCAUCUCCAGCUCCACCUUUUGGAAUGGCCAAACUCAAUGAGUCUGCUGCUCUCACCUGCCACGGGAAAUGUCCUGGUACAGCCCGGUGGAUCAUGAGCGAUAAGAGACGCACUGUGGCUCAGUGUAAUCAGACAACGUGUCUCGCUGAGGAGGGAUUUAACAUCACUCAUGCUCAGUACCUGACAGGAGAUCUGUCUCUCACCAUCACUGCAGCUGAUUACAGUAAGAGGACCUGGUACACGUGUCAGUGUGAUGGAAAGGAAAUCUGUCGUCUUUAUCUUCGCAUCGAGCGUAUUAACUGUAGCAGACAGAUCGAACAUGGAGACUCCUUCACUGUGGAGUUCUUCAUCUCGGAGCGAGUGAAGGUCACGUUUAACAGGACGGAUGAUGAUGGAAGGCAGAAAUCUGUCACACUCUACGAAAGCAGUGAGAAGAAAGUUCACUAUCACCCAGACUAUGAGAAGAGAGCCUUGUCCAAGUCCUGCUUUAUUCUGAAUGAUGUGAGAGAGUCUGACAGCGGUGUGUACACUGUGUGGGACGCUGAUAAUGAUGAGAUCAUAGCUACACACACACUCAGUGUUACAGCAAAGAAGACAGAUGAAAAAGUCUUGCCUCCUGUGAAAGGUGAACAUGUGUACAGCAGCUGGGUUGUUGGACUCGGGUUCUGUCUGGGUUUGGUGAUUGGCAUUGUCCUGCAUCGGUUUGUCUUUCCAUUUGUAUUAAAAGGCUGGGAUUGGGUCAAGAGAAAAACGACAAAUGCUCACAGCACUGCGGAGGAGAAUGAUGCUUCUGCUGAAAAAGCUCCGCUGAGCACGUCUUCUGUUUAAGGUCUAUAUUCUGGUUGCAAUAUUAGCUGAAUCAGGCAAUCGGAUUACGGUGUUUACAUGACUCAGUACUAAUUAGAAUAUUACCAAAUUCCAAUUCAUAUCAGAGUAUUGAUGAACAAAAACCUGCUGCGUGUCUGAUUUCAAGCGCGAGUGCUGUCUUACGCAUGCAGCCCUGGACUCGGACCAGCCUGAUAAACGCCCAAAUGUGCAUCACUGAGUUUUAAAUCUGUGUUCUAACGUAAAGUAGUUUUGUGGACUGUAACUGAAUGUAAAUAUUUGUGGAAAAAAGAGCUGGAUUGCUCAUUAGGGAAAAAUUCACAUAUUUACAAUUUAUUUAGAUUUCAUUUAUUUCAAAUGUACAGUCAGGUCCAUAAAUAUUGGGACAUCGACACAAUUCUAACAUUUUUGGCUCUAUACACCACCACAAUGGAUUUCAAAUGAAACGAACAAGAUGUGCUUUAACUGCAGACUGUCAGCUUUAAUUUGAGGGUAUUUACAUCCAAAUCAGGUGAACGGUGUAGGAAUUACAACAGUUUGCAUAUGUGCCUCCCACUUGUUAAGGGACCAAAAGUGAUGGGACAGAAUAAUAAUCAUAAAUCAAACUUUCACUUUUUAAUACUUGGUUGCAAAUCCUUUGCAGUCAAUUACAGCCCGAAGUCUGGAACGCAUAGACAUCACCAGACGCUGGGUUUCAUCCCUGGCUUCUACUGCAACUGUCUUCAGUUCCUGCUUGUUCUUGGGGCAUUUUCCCUUCAGUUUUGUCUUCAGCAAGUGAAAUGCUGCUCAAUCGGAUUCAGGUCAGGUGAUUGACUUGGCCAUUGCAUAACAGUCCACUUCUUUCCCUUCAAAAACUCUUUGGCUGCUUUUGCAGUAUGCUUUGGGUCAUUGUCCAUCUGCACUGUGAAGCGCCGUCCAAUGAGUUCUGAAGCAUUUGGCUGAAUAUGAGCAGAUAAUAUUGCCCGAAACACUUCAGAAUUCAUCCUGCUGCUUUUGUCAGCAGUCACAUCAUCAAUAAAUACAAGAGAACCAGUUCCAUUGGCAGCCAUACAUGCCCACGCCAUGACACUACCACCACCAUGCUUCACUGAUGAGGUGGUAUGCUUAGGAUCAUGAGCAGUUCCGUUCCUUCUCCAUACUCUUCUCUUCCCAUCACUCUGGUACAAGUUGAUCUUGGUCUCAUCUGUCCAUAGGAUGUUGUUCCAGAACUGUGAAGGCUUUUUUAGAUGUCGUUUGGCAAACUCUAAUCUGGCCUUCCUGUUUUUGAGGCUCACCAAUGGUUUACAUCUUGUGGUGAACCCUCUGUAUUCACUCUGGUGAAGUCUUCUCUUGAUUGUUGACUUUGACACACAUACACCUACCUCCUCGAGAGUGUUCUUGAUCUGGCCAACUGUUGUGAAGGGUGUUUUCUUCACCAGGGAAAGAAUUCUUCGGUCAUCCACCACAGUUGUUUUCCGUGGUCUUCCGGGUCUUUUGGUGUUGCUGAGCUCACCGGUGCGUUCCUUCUUUUUAAGAAUGUUCCAAACAGUUGUUUUGGCCACGCCUAAUGUUUUUGCUAUCUCUCUGAUGGGUUUGUUUUGUUUUUUCAGCCUAAUGAUGGCUUGCUUCACUGAUAGUGACAGCUCUUUGGAUCUCAUCUUGAGAGUUGACAGCAACAGAUUCCAAAUGCAAAUAGCACACUUGAAAUGAACUCUGGACCUUUUAUCUGCUCAUUGUAAUUGGGAUAAUGAGGGAAUAACACACACCUGGCCAUGGAACAGCUGAGAAGCCAAUUGUCCCAUCACUUUUGGUCCCUUAACAAGUGGGAGGCACAUAUGCAAACUGUUGUAAUUCCUACACCGUUCACCUGAUUUGGAUGUAAAUACCCUCAAAUUAAAGCUGACAGUCUGCAGUUAAAGCACAUCUUGUUCGUUUCAUUUGAAAUCCAUUGUGGUGGUGUAUAGAGCCAAAAAUGUUAGAAUUGUGUCAAUGUCUCAAUAUUUAUGGACCUGACUGUAUCUAUUUCUGUAAAGCUUCUUUGUGAGUAUGUCCAUUGUUGAACGCGCUAUCAGUAGCAUACGAGCUGCAGCAUUAGUAGUAGUAUAUUAGUAGCAACAGCAUUUUGUCUUCACACACUGACAGUACUUCUGUAAGGGUUUUUUUUUUUUUAAAUUAAAAUGUGUUUUUUUACUC